Molecule: messenger RNA, 2161 nt
Organism: Ochlerotatus camptorhynchus
Lineage: Eukaryota; Metazoa; Arthropoda; Insecta; Diptera; Culicidae
Product: integumentary mucin C.1-like
Exons: 3
Coding region: 313-900 (195 amino acids)
Cellular component (GO): cytoplasmic vesicle
Source: RefSeq, a predicted model, not a curated record
GUGAGUGCAAAGAAAAGAAGCUCCAUCACAUCAAAAGACGAAGAAAAAGUGCUCGCACCAGACGAAAAACAGCGCAGCGCAACGAACAAUCUCUGUCGGUAAUUACGUUCCAUCUUAAUUUCCUGGUUUUCGGAUCGGAAUCAUCGACCUGUCCACGUUCAGCAGCAGUGUGUAGUUUCGGUGCAGAACCUGCCGUUCACGUUUGCUCGCUUUGUUGUCCGGAUUCCAAGUUCCCAGCGCCAGCUGCCGAUCGAUCGAUUUCCUCCCUCCGGCCUAUCAACACACGACAGCAGAAAAAGCCGAUUCGGAGAAAUGUCCCCGUCACAGUUGCGGAAUGUGGUGCUGGCGUUUGCCGUGAUAGCGGUUUCCUGCCUGAUGGUCAACACCAGCGGACAGCAGAACGGUGCCGAUGAAUUGCCGGUGAUUCCGGAAACAUCGACGCUAGCUCCGGAUGCCAAUACUACAACCCCGUCGCCCACAACCACCAGCACCACGGAAAUAACGACGACAACGAAGGCCGCGGACAUCAACACUACCAGUUCGACGACAACCACCAGCACCACGCCUGCCUCUACAACCACUUCGACGACCGUCACACCGAUUCCGGACAAUACCACAACCACCACCACUACCACCGCCCCGCCCACGCCGUCGCCCACUCCGGACAACCACAACACAACAACUACCAGCACCACCCCGGCCCCAUCCCCGACUCCGACCCCAACCCCAACCCCAGCUCCGACGCCUUCGCCGGCUCCCACUCCUGUGCCCCACUGCAAGCGCUUCGACGGUUAUUCGUUCUUUGGCGGAAUGAUCCUGGCGUACGGAUCCCUCGCAAUCGCUCUGGUCCUGUGGAAGUUCUACAAGGCCCGCACCGAACGGAACUACCACACACUGUAAAGAGGUAUUUCUGCUUCACCUCUCGAUUAGACCAAAAAUGAUGAUUUUUUUUUUCCCCCGAGGACAAAGUUCAGUACCCAGCUGAUGUGAAUUUAUCCUUUUGCUUUUAAUUUUACCUACUUACUUCUAUCGAAUUGAUCUAACUACUUACUUUUUUUUAAUUUUCGAUUUCUCUUCAACAAGAUUUGCUCAAAAAGAGGAAGAAGAGUUUGUAACUGAAGAAUCUCGUUCCGUGACAGCGGGGUUAAAUAAGACGAUAGUUAUAGGCGCUUCGAGGAAUCUUUAGAUUUUUACUGAUCGAAAAUAAACGUGCAAAGAGUAUAUGUACCUACCGUUCUCUCGCUCUAUUUUCAGUCUUUCUGCACACGCGCUUAAGCAUGUAAAUGGAAGCCGUGCUAACUUCAGCAACUGAUUCGUUUUUCAAAUAUCUUCUCGAAGAGGCAAGUCUUCGAAUGGAAUUCUUCAUUGGUAAAAAGAAUGAGCAAAUUAGACUGGUUCAAAAUCGUUUUAAAUCUCCUUCGUUCUCCACUCUGCCUUGCAAACGAAUCCAGUGAGAUUAAUCUACCUUUGUUUGGAAUGAAAAAAAAAAUAAUUUCAUCUCACGGAGAAACAAACAACUAGAACAGAUAAAAAAAAAGUAACAAUCAGCAUUUACCGAAAGAACUAACUUUGUGUCAUAAACCAAAACUACGCAAAAAUUCUACUUAGGUAGAUUUGUAGCAUUAAAUGUGAGAAGCGAGCUCCAAAAUCACCAUUCUGUAAAUAAGUUGACGCAGGAAACACGAAAAUCUCCUUAACUGUUUGCUUGAUGGCUGUUUUGAUCGCAGCUAUGUUCGAAUACCUUAUAUAGAAUGCAAACGCAAGAUUGAAGGAUAGGCAAAGAACCAGCUUAACAAAAAUAUAUUUUAAAAUUUAAAGAACAUUGACGAGGAAACAUUGAAAAUACGUGCUAUAUGAAAACGAGGAAAAGCAAAUAAGAAGAGUUACACUAAAAGUCUGAUGAAUAUCCUAUCUUUUAGAAUGCGUGGGAAGUGAUUAAAUGCAGUUAAACAAUACACACAAACACACUAACAUACAUACAUAUAAACGCAUGAACCCAAACAUAUACAAAUCUAAUGUGGAGGAAAUGGAUGGAAAGUGCUCUUAACAAAUACAAAGAAAAAAGAUGUGAAUGUUUACCACUCAAAAUCGUAAAAAAGUAAAAACAAAAAAACAGCAUCUCGGUGUGCAACAGUAAAAAAAAAACAAAAAAAAAAAUAAA